AUGUCAGAAACCCAUACAAUCCAUACUACCAGCGGAACCAAGCCGGGCGGCCCACCCCCCUCUGGGUCCUCCUCCUCCUCCUCCUCCUGCCGCGGCUCCAGCGGAUGCGGGGCGGGAAGGGGCUGGGGCCAGGCUUGGGCGGCCGGAGGAGAGGAUGGGGCCGGAGGGCAGUCGGGAGGCAGCCGGGAGCCGGAGCCAGAAGCAGUCUCUGCUGAACCUGGCAAAUUCCUCGAUGAGAUCAUCAAGCAAGAGGCACUGAAUGGCUUACUGCCUGUCGACUCUUUUCACAAAAAAGAUGUGGCAAAGAGGCCUGGAGGAUACUUGAAAACGGCAUCACUGCAAAGGAUAGAAAUUCAGCCUCCCUCUGACUGUGGACCAUUGAUCCUGAAGGGGCUUGAGCAUCAUUGCAGAAAACACUACAGAAUUCCUAACAACUGCUCUCAGAAAGCGCAAUAUAAAACUGAGUUGGGAUUGUUCCAUUGUGAUAAAUGUGUGAACAGGGCCCCACUUUCUCUUAGUGUGGCAACAGGAUCAGCUGGAAAUAUAGCAGCUGGCCUUCAAGUGCAACAAUCUGAUAAUCAGACCUUACCUGUUUGUCCUAUGUUUGAUGUUUGUCAAGAAGACACUUUGCCUUCAUACAGCUCAUAUGCACACCAAACCAAUUGGCUAGAUCCUAUAAAAGAGGUGACUCAUCAUGAUGGAUCACAAGGGAGAGAAAGAAUGCAUGCAUUAAAUCAGAAAGAAGUAGAUCAUUACAAGGAUUCUGAAAGCAAGGACAUCAUCUGUAACUCUUCCAGUUCUCAGGAUCAUUUUAAUUCAAGUUUUAGCUUCAUUCAACUGUCAUUAAAUUUAGCUGCUGAAACAAAUGGCACUGAACACCCAUCACACUAUGGUGCGUCUAAAGAAGUGCUGCAUAUUUGCAGAAGAAAAAAAGCUGAAAAUGUUAGUUUGCAUGUUCUGGAGGAGAGACAAAGAAUUACAGAGAAAGAAUUGUGUGCUUUAUCCAACCAUACAAGUGGCAAAAAGUGCCAGGGCCUGCAAGAGACUGCAGAAUAUAAUAAACUGCAGAAUUGUGAGAGUGUCUUGCUUUUACAUGCAAAUGCUGGAUUUUGCUGUUCCACUGAUUCUUUGGGUGCAGCAUCUGCUGGCUCUUCUGUGACCUCAGGCUAUGAAAGUAGUAACGCUGUUAGUGAUCACAGCUGGGAUGCUCUGAUGAAGAAAUAUGAAUCAGUACUACAAGAGUGUUUAAUGGACAACCAAAAUAUAUUAAAGGUAAAUUUUUUAAUAAGAAAACUCCAAAGGCUUCAGGAGAAAGCAGUAGCUGAGGAUGACUAUGAGAGAGCUGAUAAAUAUAGAAGAAAACUUGAAGAGUUGGAGAAAGAGAAAUGUUCACUUAAAUUUCAGCUUCCAUCUCGACAUCCUUCAAUUAGCAGCCUUUUGGACAGGUUCAAAGCACAAGUUCAAAUAACAUUGGAUGGGGAUGUUCCUAGGUUCAGUGAAGAAGAAAACCAGCUUUUCUUGAAAAAUAAACAGAAGAUUCCAAGUCUUCCUUACCACGAAAAAACAUUGGCCUCAGUCACAAAACGAGAUCAGUUGUUGGAAGAAAAGGAGUGGAUACAGAAAGAAAUUGAAGUUCUUAGAACAAGACUGCUUCUUCUGGAAGCUAAAGACCAACAGUUAAAGACAGAAAUACAAGAGCAAGAUAAGUUCAUCCAGGCCCAGGAUUGUGAUCUGUUUGGUUUGCUCAGCUGGGUAUCACUGAGGGAACUACAGGCAAUAGGCAAAGACUUGGCUGAUACUUCAGAAGCAUCACAUAAAAUUUCAUGUAGUUUGGAUUUUCCAGAAUCCAUAAAAAGGCUUCAAGAAAAAGAACUGUUGCUCAAUAUGUCUAUUAAAGAUAUUGCUGCCAAAGUAUGUACCAGUCAGAAGCUCUGCAGCACUUUAAGGAGGAAAGUAAGUGAUAUUGAGACUCAACUACCAGCUCUUCUUGAAGCCAAAAUACUUGCUGUAUCAGGAGGUAAUUUCUGUAUUGCUAAAGACCUCGGAGAAGAGAUUAAGUCAUUAACAGCUGAAAGAAAGAGGCUGGAGGAACUUCUGAAUGAGCAGUUGUCACUGAGUGCCAAAAAUGUCCACAAAUUAGAGAGGAUGAAAGAAGGUUACAGGAGAGUGAAGGAAGAAAUGGAGCAACAGGAGUCUACCUUUGAGAGGACAUUGAAAGAAAAUGCUAUCAAAUAUAUGGAAAUUCUGGAAGGAAAAUUACAAAGCUGUGGGAGCCAGCUUCUUGAAAGAGUGUGGGAAGUUGACUUAGAGGCCUGUCAGCUGUUGAUCCAAGGCUUUCAACGGAAGGAAAAGAGUGGUUGCAUUUUUGAGGUAGAAGAAAGCCAAACAGAUGAAGUGGAGGAUGCUGCUGUUGCCUCUUUAAGUACCAAGCAGGAACAAACAAAACACUUUCCACUGAAAGACUCCAAACGGAGUGCUCUCCAGCACCCUCUUAUCCAAAACAAAGACCAAAGGACACAUUGGGAACCAGAAGAGGAUUGCCAUAUGCUUUCUACAGAAGUUGAAGCAAAGUGUGAAAAAAUAAGUGAGAGAUUGUUUCACCUGGAAGAUCAGCUUCAGAGAACAACCUGCACCUGUGAUGAAGACCUUAUUGAAUCUCUACAGAGAGAGAUCCAGAUGGUGAAGGAAACUCUCCAGGCCAUGUUGGUGCAACUCCAGCCACCUAAGGAAGCAGAAGAAGAUGCUGGUGCAGACUUCCUCCAUGACAGCUGGUGUCUGGGAAAGCAAUGCUUAGAGGAAUAAUGAGGAGGAUUUUUAUAGAGUUGCUAAAUUGGAUUUUGGAGCAGGAGAAGACACCAUAAAGCUCCAUCAAGUCGGACAAAGUAGCCCAUGUGGCCCCCCAGAAGGUCCUUGGGCAUAAAGGUGUCCCCUUCAUGAAUCUGUUGCCUAACCCAGAUGCAGACAGACCUGCUUGGUUGCAUGGCAUGGUCACAUGAUCUCCUUCACCGCAUGAUUCCUGGUUGGCUGUGAUCCCAUAGCAAAGCCCAUUAAGAUUCCAACAAAGGCACAGAAAGCAAAAUAGGAAUGGACAAAGUGAAAGUCUGUGGAUAGUAGAGCUUUGGAAGAGAUCUAGCCAUGCACGUCUCCCCAAUCCAAAAACUGAACACCACAAAAGCUCAGUACAACACAAAUUUGCUAUUUUUCCUUACUGAUCAUCUUAAAACAUUACAUUGUUAUUUUUGUAUAUUAUUAUGUAAAAGGAUGAGAAUGGGGGGGGGGGUAUAUAAAUACAGCUGGCUCUUUUUAUACACAGAUUUUUUUAUACACGGA
This is a messenger RNA of Sceloporus undulatus (fence lizard), 3330 nucleotides long. It is a transcript of the gene DISC1, whose product is annotated as DISC1 scaffold protein. Gene Ontology annotation, molecular function: protein binding. Gene Ontology annotation, cellular component: intermediate filament cytoskeleton; mitochondrion; centrosome. The record is from RefSeq and is a predicted model, not a curated record. NCBI's taxonomy places the organism in Eukaryota, Metazoa, Chordata, Lepidosauria, Squamata, Phrynosomatidae. The coding region runs from base 1 to 2802 and encodes 933 amino acids. Gene Ontology annotation, biological process: neuron migration; cilium assembly. The transcript is spliced from 17 exons.